Molecule: messenger RNA, 3722 nt
Organism: Coregonus clupeaformis (lake whitefish)
Lineage: Eukaryota; Metazoa; Chordata; Actinopteri; Salmoniformes; Salmonidae
Product: endoplasmic reticulum mannosyl-oligosaccharide 1,2-alpha-mannosidase-like
Exons: 14
Coding region: 501-2453 (650 amino acids)
Biological process (GO): carbohydrate metabolic process; N-glycan processing
Cellular component (GO): endoplasmic reticulum; membrane
Molecular function (GO): calcium ion binding; mannosyl-oligosaccharide 1,2-alpha-mannosidase activity
Source: RefSeq, a predicted model, not a curated record
ACAAGUGGAAAAUAUACGCGAUUUUAUUUUCAUUCAAACUUAAAGCAAUUAGAAAGCGAUGUGAUUUCACUACAUUAGAUUAAUGAAAAUUAACUACCGAUGUAGCUAUGAUGUUUCAUGAAAAUAAUCGGGCGAAGUGUUGACAUGAGAGAAAGGCGAUAACUAAAAUAUAUCAUCCUCAGACAUUGUUGCUUCCGCUCUGUUCGCUCAGGUGACUUUCUGACACUGACAUAGACAUUUCUGCUGCUGUUGGGUAUAGGAUUAUUCUCUUCAAGGUAUGCAAUAAUUUUAAACAAACACUUGCGUUUAUCCUGUAAGACAUGCUCCUCGUUUGUAGUAAAUUGACUACUCGUGUAACUGCUUGUUUUUAGGCUGUAGGCCUUGUAAUGCCUCGGUCUGUAGUCGCUCUGUGAAUCGGUCAAGACUCGCUCAAGAUCCAUUGGAAUUGGGAGCUCCGAAGAGCAUGAGAGACGAUACAUUGUAGUCUAAAAGCACUGUCUAUGACCACCGUGGGGUGGGCUGGAGACAUGCACCCACCAUCAACGAAGGACUUUGUGUCUUUAACCCUCACUGGACAUGCAAGUGGCAACUAUAAUAACAGUAAACAGUGGAGAAGACAGUCCUGCUGGAGGAAAUGGAAACAGUUAUCGAGAUUGCAGCGCAACCUAAUCCUCUUCACCGUAGCUCUCAUGUUAGUUUGUGGGAUUGCUGCUUAUCCCAGUGUCACAGAACAUUUCCAAGGCCUUACUGUUGUUGCGAAGGAGGAAGGGGACCAUGCUCUGAAAGCUGUCAUCCCUGAGGUCCUACCUGAGUCAGACAAACUGAACCAACCGCUAGUACCAGAGCCACCUUCAGAGAAGCAGAAGAGGGCACCCUACAAGCGGGGGCCACCCGGCCUGCAGAACCGCCUGCAAAAUAAAGGGAACGUGUCAGAUACCCAGGUGGAGAAAGAGGAGGGAGAGAAGCCACUUGUUAACUGGCGUGGGGCCAUGAUUGACCAAGCUGCUGAAAGAGGAACUGCCAAGGAAGCAGAGAACAAGGUGGAUGUCCCAGCGGUUGAGCAAGAGGUCCACUCUCACAAGGAGCCAGAAGUCGAUAGGCUUGAGGCAGUACGUGAUGCUUUCAGACAUGCAUGGAAGGGCUACAAAGAGUUUGCCUGGGGCAAAGAUGAACUGAGGCCCGUGUCUAAGUCCUAUGGAGAGUGGUUUGGCCUGGGCUUGACCCUAAUUGAUGCACUGGACACCAUGUGGAUCCUCAACCUCAAAAAAGAGUUUGAGGAGGCUAAGACCUGGGUGUCCACAGAGCUGUCCUUCAAUAAGAACGUGGACGUGAACCUGUUUGAGAGCACCAUCCGUAUCCUGGGCGGCUUGCUGAGUACUUACCAUCUGACUGGAGACACUCUGUUCCUGGACAAGGCUAAAGAUAUAGGAACGAGGUUAAUGCCUGCCUUCAACACCCCGUCCAAGAUCCCCUACUCAGAUGUGAACAUUGGGAAGGGUACGGCCCACCCCCCUCGAUGGACAUCGGACAGCACUGUUGCUGAGGUCACCAGCAUCCAGCUGGAAUUUAGGGAGCUGAGUCGCCUCACUCAGGACACACGCUACCAGGCUGCAGUGGAUGAGGUCAUGCAGAAAGUCCACAAGCUGGAGGGGAAGCAGGACGGCCUUGUCCCCAUGUUCAUCAACACCAACAGCGGCCAGUUUACCCAUUUGGGGAUGUUCACGCUGGGCGCACGGGCAGACAGCUACUACGAAUACCUCCUCAAACAGUGGAUCCAGGGAGGCAAGAAGGAGACAGAUUUGCUGGAGGAUUACCUGCAAGCCAUGGAGGGAGUGAAGAAGAACCUGCUGAGGAAGUCCUCUCCGAACAGGCUGACCUUCGUAGGGGAGCUUUCCCAUGGCCAGUUCAGCCCCAAAAUGGAUCAUCUGGUGUGUUUCCUCCCUGGGACCCUGGCUCUAGGGGCCUACCACGGCCUGCCAGCGGACCACAUGGAGCUGGCCAAGCAGCUGAUGGAGACUUGCUACCAGAUGUAUGCCCAGAUGGAGACUGGCCUGAGCCCUGAGAUUGUCCACUUUAACAUGCACGAGGGCAGCAUCAGAGAUGUAGACGUGAAGCUUGCAGACAGACACAACCUCCUGCGCCCUGAGACGGUGGAGAGCCUAUUCUAUCUGUACAGGUUCACUAAAGACAGGAAGUAUAGGGACUGGGGCUGGGAGAUUCUCCAAAACUUCAACAAGUACACGAAGGUUUCUACUGGUGGCUACACGUCCAUCAACAACGUACGGGACCCAGAGUACCCCAGCCCCCGGGACAAGAUGGAGAGUUUCUUCCUGGGGGAGACUCUCAAAUACUUCUACCUGCUGUUCUCAGAUGACCCGGAGCUGGUCAGUCUGGACAAGUAUGUGUUCAACACAGAGGCCCACCCCCUGCCCAUCUGGCCCACUGCAGAGUGAGAGAUACACAGGGCAAGUCAACGUGACGCACAUAUACAGUAAUACAUCACAGCUCAGGGCUUGGCUAACACCAAGAUAUCUUGUUAUUCCUUUUUAAAUAUCUCAGUGACUCAAGUUUGGGUCGGUUUACCCUCUCCCAAUUUGAAAACUCUGGAAAAAUGCCUAUUUUUAAAAGCCGGAAUUCAUUGUUUGUUUAGUGAUUGUUAUAUCCAUGGGGGAUAUCAGCAGUGUUGGGGUGAGAUUGAGGUAUAGUAGCUUUGUUCUCUUUCUGUUCUCGCCACAUUGCUGGUGCGGGGCCUGUCUGUCCUCUGAUAAUGACAGUUGUUUAGUCUGAAGGAAGAGUGGAAAACAUGAGAGCCAGCCAAGCUGUGUCCUUGGCUGAUCGUGGUUAUUUCGUGCACCAACACUAGAACAUAUGAGCGUGACUGGUCUCCAAGCUGUGUCUUAGUCGGAGGCAGCAGCAGCCUGAGAGGAAGUGCUAGUUUGGCAGAAUACGGCGCUAAGUGACCAAGUCCCUAUCAUGGAAUGAUAUAGUAUACUAUGGUAUAAAUCACUGUAGUGUAUACUGUAGUAUUUACAGUUAGCUAUAUUAUAAAUACUGUAGUAAAGGAAAACAGUAGUAUACUGUUGUAUUUACUAUAGUGUUUUUGUUUUAUUAUCAUUGACAUAGAAGGGGAGGCUUUCUCCUUCAGGAAACCUACUGGAGAAAUACUAAUGAAGCACAUUUUCCAUAACCUGGCUGGGGUCUGAAUGGAGAGUUCAGUGCAUCUACUCUUUUCUAUAACCUGUAGGGAACACAAUCUAUGAUCUAUACAUGGCAUGUAGGUUUCUCACUUAUGGGUGGCACAAAUUGCAUUCUUAAGAAAUGGUUUAUAAAGAUUUUGAAAAGAGAAUCAGUCAUGUCAGGCAUAGAAUAGUCUGAUUUAAUUGCAUACUGUGAACCUUUAUGUGUAUGGGGACUGCAAGCACUUAUUGUUUCAUUUCCUUGUGUUUGAAUUCGACUGACUCAGCUGCUAUUAUAUUUAAUGAAUAUUACGUUUUCUUUUUCCUUAUUUGUCAUUAUUUCCUUUAUGUUGUGGUGUCAAACUAGUGCAAGUUGGAGUGGAAAUGUGGGUAGUUUUAGUUAUACCAAUAUGUUUGUGAGAUUUAAGCUGAAUUUAGUUAAUAUAAUUUGAAUUAAUUUGUAGUUUAUUGUGGUAUACUACAGUGCCUUCAGAAAGUAUUCAUACCCCUUGACUUAUUCCACAAUUUGUUGUUACAGUCUGAAUU